AUGUCUCUUACUUAUGGAACGGGCGGUGCGACUGCCGCCCUCGGUGUGGUGGGCUUGUACAUGCUCUUCAACAACGAAGGCGAAGCUUUCAACGUCGGGGCUUUCCUCGAAAGCAUAUCGCCAUACACAUUUGCUAGUGUCGGAAUCGCGCUGUGCAUUGGUCUCUCUGUCGUAGGCUCGGCAUGGGGCAUCUGGACAACCGGUGUGUCCAUCGUUGGUGGAGGUGUCAAGGCGCCACGGAUACGAACCAAGAACUUGAUCUCCAUCAUCUUUUGCGAAGUUGUCGCCAUUUACGGUGUCAUCAUGGCUAUCAUCUUCUCCUCCAAGAUGAACCAGCUCUCGGACCCUGAACUGUUGUACUCUGGAUCCAACUACUUCACCGGAUACGCGCUGUUCUGGGCUGGAAUAACCGUGGGCAUGUGCAACCUGAUCUGCGGCGUCUGCGUGGGCAUCAACGGAAGUAGCGCGGCCCUAGCCGAUGCUGCGGACCCUGCAAUGCAAGUAACCGUCUUUUCUGGGUUCGUCAAGAUCCUUACCAUCGAGAUUUUCGCCGCCAUUCUCGGACUGUUCGGUCUCAUCAUUGGACUACUCAUGCAGAGCAACGCAAAGGACUUCCAGAUGGCCACCACAGAUUCAAAGCUGAAAGCCGCGAUCUUGGUAGUAUCUGAAACUGCUUCUGAAGACCCAUCAACCGAUAAAUGCAUAUCAGUCCUCAAGAAGGCCUUCGGAGAUCUCGGAAACGACCAAUGGGACGUUAGCGAAACCGAGAUAGUACCCGACAACGCUCUCGCAAUCCAAAAGACUAUCAAAAGUUGGACAGACAGUCCGGAGCCAAUCAAUUUAAUCGUUACUAGCGGAGGCACUGGUUUCGCAACCAAGGAUGUUACUCCGGAGGUGCUUGCACUCAUGGCGAGACCUGUUGCUGGAGUUAGAAAAAAGACUCUGAUAUUGACUCUGCCGGGAUCACCGAAAGGUGCCAAAGAGAAUCUAGAGGCAAUUUUGAAGUUACUACCACAUGCGUGCAUCCAAGCUGCCGGUGCAGAGUCCAGACCGCUACAUGUUGGUGGUGUAGAGAAGCUCGAGAAGGACGCUGGUGUUUCUCCAGGUAGUGCUACUGCAGGAACUGGAAGUGGGCAUCAUCACCAUCACCACCAUGGACAUUCGCAUGGUCACGGCGGCCACGCAGGGCCCAAAGCUCACACAAACCCAGAAGAGCGCCCUCAAUCUAAUGAUCCUUCCGCGGGACCAACUCGCAGAUAUCGAUCAUCACCGUACCCUAUGUUGGCUGUCGAAGACGCGCUCAAGCUGAUCUCGGAGAACACCCCAGCUGCUGCAGUACAGAACGUGCCAGUAGACAUGAGACUUAGUGGCUCGGUCCUUGCCGAGGAUGUCAAAGCCACUGAGUCAGUCCCGGCCUUCCGAGCUAGUAUUGUCGACGGAUAUGCGAUCAAGAUCCCAGCGACUGGCAAGUUCGAGAAAGGAACUUACCCUGUAUCGAUCAUAUCUCAUGCGCAGGCUGGUGAAGUCAAGGAGCUGAAAGAGGGAGAGAUUGCGAGAAUCACAACUGGCGCCCCGCUUCCGCCCGGUGCUGAUGCUGUGGUCAUGGUCGAAGAUACAGUAUUGAAGAGCCUGACCGACGAUGGCAAGGAGGAGAAGGAAAUCGAGAUACUGACGGAUGAGAUCAAGCCGAACGAAAACGUACGGGAGGUUGGCAGCGAUGUCAAAGAGGGCGAGAUCAUUCUGAAGAAGGGCGAAGGUGUUACAGUCGUGGGUGGCGAGUUUGGCUUGCUUGCAUCUGUGGGUACGACAGAGGUAUCUGUGUACAGGAAGCCUGUCGUAGGAGUUCUGAGUACAGGAGACGAGAUCAUUCCACACAACAGAGAGGGCCCGUUGCGACUGGGAGAAGUGCGUGAUACCAACCGUCCCACUCUCAUCACUGCCGCACGAAGCCAUAGGUUCGAAGUCAUCGACCUGGGUAUCGUCUCAGAUAAACCCGGCACCCUUGAGCAGAGUCUCCGUGAUGCGAUGCGCAAGUGCGACGUAAUCAUAACCUCUGGUGGCGUCUCCAUGGGCGAACUCGACUUGCUCAAGCCCACCAUCGAGCGCUCUCUCGGCGGCACAAUCCACUUCGGUCGUGUCAACAUGAAGCCAGGUAAACCCACCACCUUCGCCACUGUGCCCGUCAAGGACAACGCUGGGAAUCCUGUUACCAAGUCAAUCUUCUCGCUUCCUGGCAAUCCUGCUUCGGCCGUGGUGUGUUUCCAUCUCUUCGUUCUGCCUGCAUUGCAUCAGCAAGCUGGGAUAAAGCCACUCGGACUACCAAGAAUCAGAGUUAUACUGGAUGAAGACGUGAAAAUGGACAAGGGUCGUCCAGAGUAUCACCGUGCGCUUGUUGUGACAAAAGAAGAUGGGUUGCUAUACGCCAGCUCAACGGGCGGGCAGAGGAGCAGCCGCAUCGGCAGCUUCAGAGGUGCGAAUGCACUGCUUUGUAUGCCACAGGGUGAAGGUAGUUUGAAGAAGGGAGAGAAGGUCGAGGCGCUACUCAUGGGAAAGUUGGGAGAAGUUGAGCGAUGA
Molecule: messenger RNA, 2574 nt
Organism: Alternaria rosae
Lineage: Eukaryota; Fungi; Ascomycota; Dothideomycetes; Pleosporales; Pleosporaceae
Product: gephyrin
Exons: 10
Coding region: 1-2574 (857 amino acids)
Biological process (GO): proton transmembrane transport; molybdenum incorporation into molybdenum-molybdopterin complex; Mo-molybdopterin cofactor biosynthetic process
Cellular component (GO): proton-transporting V-type ATPase, V0 domain; cytosol; cytoplasm
Molecular function (GO): molybdopterin molybdotransferase activity; proton-transporting ATPase activity, rotational mechanism
Source: RefSeq, a predicted model, not a curated record